Molecule: messenger RNA, 2717 nt
Organism: Girardinichthys multiradiatus
Lineage: Eukaryota; Metazoa; Chordata; Actinopteri; Cyprinodontiformes; Goodeidae
Gene: pcyt1aa
Product: phosphate cytidylyltransferase 1A, choline a
Exons: 9
Coding region: 365-1471 (368 amino acids)
Biological process (GO): CDP-choline pathway
Cellular component (GO): endoplasmic reticulum
Molecular function (GO): phosphatidylcholine binding; choline-phosphate cytidylyltransferase activity
Source: RefSeq, a predicted model, not a curated record
GGUUAGGAUGUCUUAGUUUUGUAGUUCUUGUGUUGGUGACCUGUCAGCGUUGUAGUACAAGCUGUCAAUGCUAAUACACUAUCCAUGUUCUCGGCGGUCGCUUGGUAUUCACCAGCAACGCAGCGGGAACCGUUUUUGGCCGCUCAGGGAGUUUUAUUCAUGUUAAAGAUGUCAGAUAUGCACAUUGCUAACGGUUUAAGCUAACAAACUUAGCCACACAACUUGACAGCUAGCCUUCGACAGCGGCUAGCGGCGUUAGCUAAGCCUGCUGGCAGGACGAGGUGUUGGAAUCCGCCCACCCCUUUAAAUCAGGGUUCCGGGACAAAAGAGUGAACGUCGUAUCCGUGUUUGCCUUUGAGCCCAGAUGGAGCCCCAAAGCUCCCACGAGCUGGGAAUAGCCAGGAAAAGAAGAAGAGAAGGCUCCAAUGGGGAGACUGAAGAAGGGGAAAGACUUGGGAAGAUCCCCCGAUGUACGGUGGGACUGAAAAACCCUGCACCUUUUGCUGAUGAGCUCAAGCCAGAUAAUAAACCCUACGAGAGAGUCACUAUGGAAGAGGCAAAGAAAGGAACCCCCUUCAACAGACCUGUGCGAGUCUAUGCAGAUGGCAUCUUUGAUGUUUUCCACUCAGGUCAUGCCAGAGCUCUGAUGCAGGCAAAACGUCUCUUUCCAAAUUCACAUCUCAUUGUUGGAGUGUGCAGUGAUGAGCUCACCCACAAAUACAAGGGCUUCACUGUGAUGAAUGAGGAUGAGCGCUACGACGCCAUCAGACACUGCCGCUACGUGGAUGAAGUGGUGCGAAAUGCUCCCUGGACAUUAACGCCAGAGUUCCUUGCAAAGCAUCGCAUUGAUUUCGUGGCCCACGAUGACAUUCCAUACUCAUCAGCAGGCAGUGAUGAUGUGUACAAGCACAUUAAAGAAGCAGGCAUGUUUGCUCCCACCCAGCGGACAGAGGGCAUCUCCACAUCUGACAUCAUCACACGCAUAGUCCGGGACUAUGAUGUGUAUGUCAGACGCAACCUGCAGAGAGGUUACACAGCCAAAGAACUCAACGUCAGCUUCAUCAACGAGAAGAAGUACCACUUGCAAGAGCGAGUGGACAAGGUUAAGAGGAAGGUACGUGACGUGGAGGAGAAGAGCAAAGAGUUUGUCCAGAAGGUGGAGGAGAAGAGUAUCGACCUGAUCCAGAAAUGGGAGGAGAAGUCCAGAGAGUUCAUUGGCAACUUCUUGCAGAUGUUCGGCCCUGAGGGAGCUCUGAAGCACAUGCUGAAGGAAGGAAAAGGCCGCAUGCUGCAGGCCAUCAGCCCCAGGCAGAGCCCCAACAGCAGCCCCACCCGAGAGGAGCGCUCACCCUCCCCUACCUUCCGUCUGCCCUUCUUCUCUAAGACCUCCCCUCCUCACCACAGCGGGGCCCGGGGAUACCUCAUCAGCGAGGACGACGAUGAUGACGACGACGACGACGACAACAACUAGACCCAAGUCUGGUGAAUUCAACGCUGUCGGGCCACAGUUAGCACUACCAGUAAAGAGAUCUGUCAAGCUGUGUGGUCUUCAUGGAGCUCCUGGCUGCAGAUUUUUUAUCGUGUUCCUGGAUUUUCUUUUAGCACUUGAGGGUCAUGUUAAUUGUGACAGCCAGGUUGUUUACAGCUCUUGUUUUUAACAACCAGUUUUCAUCUUUUCUGUUUCUGUGUAAUGGUCAGUAAAUUACAACUAGACACCAACUAGAGUGCUUUAAAAGUUAGUUUAUGAAUCUGUUACUUUUAAUGUUAGUAAUAAUUAGUCGCUCACUGUCACACACAGCAAUAUUUUCAGGUAUUAGCCUUGGUGCACUGCUUCAUCUGUGACUGUAUUCCUAGAGCUUGCAUCAUGGCAUGAAUGCUUGAGGCGUUGACAGUGGGGGGCACUUGUUGCAGCAGAAAGGUUUAGUUUUUAUUCAGAACUGUUGAGCUGAGGAAUCAUGGAAUAAGACACUGUUUUAAUGUUCUGCUUGUGUUUCAGAUUUUAUCCGCAUACUAACAUUAAAAUACGGUAACUAAAGCCAAUAACAUCUGAUUACAACAGAUCUAAGCUGAAUCUGAGAAUAAAUGUCAACCAAGGAUGGAGUUUUCCUGAGUUUUUCCUGCCUGUGUCCAUGUUCCUUGCAUGGCAUUGUUUGUCAGCAUGUUUAAUGUAUCUCUUAACAGCAUCUGUUGACAGACGGACACUGGAUUCAGCUAUUUCCUGCAUAUGGUAACAAAUUUGCUUUUAAAUUUUACUAUCUGCUGACAGGAAUCGGUCUUUGAAAGACUAGUUUAAAACUAGACGCCUUUAAGUGGCGUGGGUGAGUGGGUGACACAUUUAAAUCUUGGUGUAGAAUUGUUUAUUUCUUUGUAGCGUUUUCAUCCCACAAUUGUUUUUUCCCCCUCCGUGAGCAGAGAAUCAACAUAAGCAAUGCACGACAUGCAUAUUUUCUGUCAUGUAAGAUUGUCCUGCAGAUCUGGGGCUGUGAAAAAGUGAUCAUUUUAACUUUAAUAUGUUGUUACAAAACAAUGUUAGGUUUUUGAAUUUCAAAAUAGACAAACUUGUAAAGCCAUUAAAUGGCGUACUGUAAGUUGGGUCACUGUCAGAAAUUCUGUUUUUAUGAUCAGAUCUUCCUCAUGGGUAGCGAGCUGGCAUGGGAAUCUAAAUAAAUGUAAAGUUGGGACUUACGCUGAGUCAGAUCCACUGGAUGGUAUUUUCA